AUGUCUUAUGACCGAUACCUGGCCAUAUGCCACCCUCUGCGUUAUACCACCAUCAUGACCACCAAACUUCAACAUUCCUUGGUAAUAUAUUGCUGGGCGUUUGGCUUUCUGCUCACCCAAAUUACUCUUAUCUUUCUAUGCCAACUUCAGUUCUGUGGACCCAACGUCAUUGACCAUUUUUUCUGUGAUGCUGUUCCUUUUGUUGAGCUUUCAUGCACUUACAAUUAUGCUCUACAGUUAGAGAUUGUGAUUAUUGACAUCCCGAUAGUUAUCAUCCCAUUUAUAUUAGUAGUAAUUAGUUACAUCUGUGUUUUCACAACAAUUCUCGGAAUCUCUUCUACAACAGGUAGGAAGAAAACCUUCUCCACUUGCAGCUCCCACCUCACCGUUGUGACCAUGUUCUAUGGAACCUUGAUCACUAUUUACUUGGUUCCAGCUAACAGAGACUUCUUGACCGUGAACAAGUUGAUAGCCCUGUUGUACAUUGUGGUAACACCUCUUUUUAACCCAAUCAUAUACAGCUUGAGGAAUCAAGAGAUCAGGGACAUCAUGGGGAAUUUAUUUCAGAUUAGCUGCCCUUGUGUAAAGAAAAAGAUGUGUAAAAUGUUAUAA
This is a messenger RNA of Pseudophryne corroboree (corroboree frog), 612 nucleotides long. RefSeq names its product olfactory receptor 11L1-like. The transcript has a single exon. Lineage: Eukaryota; Metazoa; Chordata; Amphibia; Anura; Myobatrachidae. The record is from RefSeq and is a predicted model, not a curated record. Bases 1 to 612 code for a protein of 203 amino acids. Gene Ontology annotation, biological process: G protein-coupled receptor signaling pathway. Gene Ontology annotation, cellular component: membrane. Gene Ontology annotation, molecular function: olfactory receptor activity.